Molecule: messenger RNA, 1772 nt
Organism: Drosophila busckii
Lineage: Eukaryota; Metazoa; Arthropoda; Insecta; Diptera; Drosophilidae
Product: coiled-coil domain-containing protein 57
Exons: 3
Coding region: 1-1767 (588 amino acids)
Source: RefSeq, a predicted model, not a curated record
AUGAAGCCAACCAACUUUUACGACACUGACUAUUAUCAGCCCAAAGUGCAGCUACGCUCUGAACCGUGUGCGGAUAGCCUUAAAUUAAAUAGUUGGUUCAAUGAUCAGGUGACACGCAAUGCCAAAUUAACGCGUCUAAAUCAACGUCUCAAGCAACUGCUAACAGCUUUGCACAGCAAUGAGAGUCUAGAAAGAGAGCAGUGCUGCUUCUACGAGCAGCACAUAAUGCAACGCGUCUUUGUUCAAAUCAAUGCACUGGGCAAAGGAAAAACGGAAAACUUUGUUAUGCCGCUGCUGCAAACUACUGGGGAAAUGGGCAAGGAUCUGGUUAACAUAAUGAAGCGCAUGAAGCUAAUGUCGCAAACAGCUACCAAAGAUUGCUGUGAGAAUACGUCGCAGGAUUUGCUGAAACUGCAAGAGCAGCUCAAGCAGCAACUAGAAGAAUUUGAACAAUCUAUAAACGCGCAAAUAAAAGAUUUUCCCAAAUGUUGCCGCGAUAUGCAAGAGCGACUGCAGCAAUAUAAUGUGGAGCUAAAGAGCGUCAAAACACAAACGGCAAACAAAGAGAGCGAGCUGGAGCUGAAGCUCAAAGAGCUGCAAGUAAAGCAAAUAGCGCAGGCGGACAGCAUAAAAGACAUAAAAGAGAAGCUAGCAGAGCGUGCGCAGAGCAUGCAAACAGUGUUGCAAAACUGCGAAAAGAACUGCGGCAGUCAAAUGCAAACAGAUGCAGUGCUGGAUGCACAAGUGGCGCCCAAUGCACAACAGUGUCAAAAGUUUGAGCAGCAGCAAACUGAGCUGCAACUCAAGCUGCAGACGCUAGAAGCGAAGCUUAAAGAGCUGCAAAAGCCGCAGUCGCGCACUGAAAUCAAAGUGCUGCGCAGCGACAUAGACAAGCUACAAAGUAAUAUGCAACAGCUGCAACAGGAAACUGCCACAGCCAAAGACUGUUGCAAGCACAUUGAUAAAAUGGAGAAGAACAUGCUGGAAAUGAAUCUCCAAAUGCAAAACAUGAACAACAGCUACAAUAGUCAUAUGCAACUUGUCAACGCUGAUGUGGACAGCUUGAAGCAACGUCUCAACACAGCGCUGGAGAAGCUCAACGAGCUGCACGCCAAGGCAGCUAAUGUAGCUGAUAGUGCCGAGUAUAUAGAACUCAAACGGCGCGUCGAUAACUUGGACACUAAGCUCAAAGAUGCGCUUGCUGAUCUGGAUAUAGCUAAGCUUGAGCUGAAGCAAGUUAGCAAAAAGCUGGAGGAUACGCAAGCCAAUGCCAACGCACAGCUACAAAAGCUGACAGCUACAACUGACGCACAGCACUUGGCAGCAAAGGAAUUUAAAGCCGAAGCACGUCGUAGAUUUGAAGAGCUGCAGGCGCUUUUAAAAAACCAAGUGCAAAAUAAUAAUGCGGCAGUUAAACUCAAUGAAUUGCAUGAUUUGCUUAAAGAGAUUAUCAAGGAUGAUCCGCCAGUGAAGAAAAUAAAAUUACGCGUAGAUAAUCUCACCGAAGCUUUGGUCAAUGCUACAUCGAAUCUACUUGAGGAUCAAAAAGUCGUCGCGGACUGUUUAGCACUGUGCAAUGGAUUGGAUGGCGUAGAUGAUUUAAAAAGGCGCGUGCAUAAACUAGAGGUAGUAAUCAAAAAGUGCCCAAUAAAUCCAACUCCAACAAAAGCACCCACUACUGGUGUGGGUGUCACUACACGCCAAGAACAUGGAAAAAGUGUGGAUUCUCUCAUUGGUGAUCGCGACGUGCUCAACCAUAACAAAUAAACUAA